CCCCCCUUCCCUGGGCCUUCCCGGCAUGCUCUGAGCGCAUUUCCAUCCCUGACACGGCGCCAGCCGUAUAUAGAGCGGUAAAAAUAGCCAUGCUCGGCAGCCUCUGGGCCCAGGAAGGCCUGCGUCCACCCCGGCAGCAGCAGCGCUGAGAGAGAGGCUGAAGCGUUGAUCACCCCGAACUUACCAACAUGGCAGCGGAAAAAUUGAAAAAUCACAAGAUCAUCUUUGUCGUAGGGGGUCCCGGCUCGGGGAAGGGCACCCAGUGCGAGAGGAUCGUCCAGAAGUACGGCUACACCCACCUCUCCACCGGCGACCUCUUGCGCGCAGAGGUCAGCUCCGGCUCGGACCGGGGGAAGAAGCUGUCGGCCAUCAUGGAGAAGGGAGAGCUGGUCCCGCUGGACACGGUUCUGGACAUGCUGAGGGACGCCAUGGUGGCCAAGGCGGGCUCGUCCAAGGGAUACUUGAUUGACGGCUACCCCCGGGAGGUGAAGCAGGGGGAGGAAUUCGAGAAGAAGAUCGCGCCGCCCUCGCUGCUGCUGUACGUGGACGCCGGGAAGGAGACGAUGGUGAAGCGGCUGCUGAAGCGCGGCGAGACCUCCGGGCGGGUGGACGACAACGAGGAGACCAUCAAGAAGCGCCUGGACACCUACUACAAGGCCACCGAGCCCGUCAUCGCCUUCUACGAGAAGAGGGGCAUCGUCCGCAAGCUCAACGCCGAAGGCUCGGUGGACGAGGUCUUCCAGCAAGUCUGCAAGCACCUGGACGCCCUGAAGUGAAGCCCCACGGACGGGGAGGGGGGGGCGGGGGGGGCUCGGGUCCGUGGGGGUCUCCCCGGAGUAAAGGAGUUCCAUUUUACGACCUGAGAUGCUUUUCCAUCAUUAUUAUUAUUAUUUAUUUUUUUUUGGCCGCCUUCCUCCUCCUCCUCCUCCUCGUUCUGCGGCAACAGGAAAGGAAAGCCGGUCCUUGGAGGACGUCAAAGGUUGAUUGCGGGCAGGAAGCGGGCGGUUGUUUAUCCCACUCGCGGCGGAAACGGAGAGGAAUCGGUCGGGAAGUCUCAAUGAACGAGUGGGGGGGGGGGGGACACACUAGAAAGGGACAUCCAGACUAUACGGAGAGCAGCAACAGGCCCAUUUCGGCCUUCCCGCCUUGUGUUUUGGACUCCAACUCCCACCAUCCCUAACAGCCUAUCUAGAAAAAUCCAAUGAAUGUUGUCAAAAGCCUUCUCUACAUCCAAGAGCAUCUCAAUGAAUAUUAUCGAAUGCCUAGAUCUAAGAACAUCAACACUCCUUGCUGGUCUUGAUGGCCCUAUAGAUACUCUAUAGCCUUCUCUACCAUAUAGUCCAGGCCUGGGCCAACUUGGGCCUCCCCUCCAUGUGUUUUGGACUCCAACUCCCACCAUCCCUAACAGCCUAUCUAGAAAAAUCCAAUGAAUGUUGUCAAAAGCCUUCUCUACAUCCAAGAGCAUCUCAAUGAAUAUUAUCGAAUGCCUUUUCUACAUCCAAGAACAUCAACGCUCCUUGCUGGUCUUGAUGGCCCUAUAGAUACUCUACAGCCUUCUCUACCAUAUAUUCCAGGCCUGGGCCAACGUGGGCCUCCCCUCCAGGUGUUUUGGACUCUAACUCCCACCAUUCCCAACAGCCUAUCCCUCAAAGCCCAGUGAAUGUUGUCAAAUGCCUUUUCUACAUCCAAGAACGUCAACGCUCCUUCCUGGUCUUGAUGCUCCUGUAGAUACUCUAUAGCCUUCUCUACCAUAUAUUCCAGGCCUGGGCCAACUUUGGCCUCCCCUGCAAGUGUUUUGGACUGCAUCUCCCACCAUUCCCAACAGCCUAUCCCUCAAAGCCUAGUGAAUGUUGUCAAAAGCCUUUUCUGCAUCUAAGAACAUCAACACUCCUUGGUGGGCCCUCCCUCCAGGUGUUUUGGACUCCAACUCCCACACAGAGGUUGAGCAAGAUGACCCUUGAGGUCCUUCCAACUCUAAAGGUUGAGCAAGAUGACCCUUAAGGUCCUUCCAAGUCUAACGGGUGAUAUGACCCUUGAGGUCCUUCCAACUCUAAAGGUUGAGCGAGAUGACCCUUGAGGUCCUUCCAACUCUAAAGGUUGAGCGAGAUGACCCUUAAGGUCCUUCCAAGUCUAACGGGUGAUAUGACCCUUGAGGUCCUUCCAACUCUAAAGGUUGAGCGAGAUGACCCUUGAGGUCCUUCCAACUCUAAAGGUUGAGCGAGAUGACCCUUGAGGUCCUUCCAACUCUAAAGGUUGAGCGAGAUGACCCUUGAGGUCCUUCCAACUCUUGGGCGAUAUGACCCUUGAGGUCCUUCCAACUCUAAAGGUUGAGUGAGAUGACCCUUGAGGUCCUUCCAAUGCUAAAGGUUGGACAAUACGACCCUUGAGGUCCUGCCAACUUUAAAGGUUGGAUGAGAUGACCCUUGAGGUCCUUCCAACUCUUGGGCGAUAUGACCCUUGAGGUCCUUCCAAUGCUAAAGGUUGAGCAAGAUGACCCUUGAGGUCCUUCCAACUCUAACAGUUGGACAAUACGACCCUUGAGGUCCUGCCAACUUUAAAGGUUGGAUGAGACGACCCUUGAGGUCCUGCUAACUCUAAAGCCUAUCCCUCAAAGCCCAGUGAAUGUUAUCAAAAGCCUUCUCUACAUCUAAGAACGUCAAUGCUCCUUGCUGGUUUUGAUGCCCUGGUAGAUGUUCCACAGCAGGCCUGGGCAAGCUUUGCAGGCUGGAGGCUUCUGGGAACUGUAGUAGGCUGUCAGGAAUGGUGGGAGUUGCAGUCCAAAACACCUGUUUGACCAUGCCUGGUAGAGGAAAUCUCCCGGGGCAUCAAGGCCAGCAAGGAGUGUUGAUGUUCUUAGAUGCAGAGAAGGCUUUGGACAGCAUUCACUGGGAUGCUCUUGCAUCGCUACAAGCUUCACCGAUAGGUGUUCUGCACACGCACACGCACCCCACGCACACGCAAGAGGUCUCGUGAGUCAACCACGCCUUCGCCCCCCCCCCCGCCCCACGCAGAGUCUUAACGUGUCCGAAUGUAUUGCUCUUACCGUUAUUAAAGAGUGUAAACAAAC
Messenger RNA from Anolis carolinensis (green anole), 3067 nucleotides. RefSeq names its product adenylate kinase 1 (gene ak1). Gene Ontology annotation, molecular function: AMP kinase activity; ATP binding; nucleoside diphosphate kinase activity. Gene Ontology annotation, biological process: nucleoside triphosphate biosynthetic process; ATP metabolic process. Gene Ontology annotation, cellular component: cytoplasm. Lineage: Eukaryota; Metazoa; Chordata; Lepidosauria; Squamata; Anolidae. The coding region runs from base 189 to 776 and encodes 195 amino acids. The record is from RefSeq and is a predicted model, not a curated record. The transcript is spliced from 7 exons.